CCUCCGGCCAUUAAACUCUCUUGGCCAAAUCCUUCAGCUCCUCGUGGAGCCUGCAGCGUUCCCAUAGGCAAUGGCCAUAGCCAUAGCUCUUGUGUAGAAAAGCCACGAAGGCCGAAACCGAGUGAGAGAGAGAGUGACCAAACUAUAGGGCUCUGAUAUCUUCCCCCAAUUCCUCUCCGAUGGACGACAUGGCCGCGUACUACCCACCGCCUCCGCCUCUGCCGGCGGUGCCUCACUACCCUUACUACCAACCGCCGCCUCCGCCUCCCGCCGCGGCGGCGCCACCCGCAGCGCACCAACUGGCCCAGCCGUACGCCCCUCACCCGCAGCAACCUCCUUACGGCGCCUACACGCCGUCGCUCGUCGCUCCGUGCUCGCACGACGAGGUCCGAACGCUCUUCGUCGCGGGGCUUCCCGAGGACGUAAAGCCCCGCGAAAUCUACAAUCUUUUCCGUGAGUUCCCCGGCUACGAAUCCUCGCAUCUCCGGAGCCCUACCCAAGCAUCGCAGCCAUUCGCAUUCGCUGUGUUUUUGGAUCAGCAAUAUGCAAUUGCGGCAAUGCACGCGCUGAAUGGGAUGGUGUUUGAUCUUGAGAAAGGGUCCACACUAUAUAUUGAUCUAGCGAAAGCAAAUUCUAGAUCAAAGCGCCAAAGAUCAGAUGAUGGAAGAUUUGGAUUGGAUAAGAGAUCUAAAAGGUCUCCAUUUUCUAGAGGGCCUAAUGAUUCUGCAGGUGUUGGCAGCACGCAUAUGCCUGGAAUGGGUAAUUCUGCUUACAACAUUGGUUAUCCAUCUGCACCAAGUCAGGGGAAUUUGGAGAGUAGAGCAGUUAAUGAGACCACGGCUCUACAUUUGCAUAAUUCUUCAGCGCCGCAUCUUCCGCAAAAUAAUACCCCAUGCCCAACUCUUUUUGUGGCUAACUUAGGUCCUGCUUGUACAGAGCAGGAGCUAAUUCAAGUGUUUUCAAGAUGCCCUGGGUUCAUAAAAUUGAAGAUGCAAGGAACAUAUGGGUCUCCAGUUGCAUUUGUUGAUUUUCAGGAUACUGCCUGUUCAACUGGAGCUCGAAAUCACUUGCAAGGGACAGUUCUAUUCUCAUCCACCGGCGAAGGCAUGCGAAUAGAGUUUGCAAAAUCAAGGAUGGGAAUGCGUAAGAAGGCAAAGUAAAUGGAAAGGAGCAAGGAGAACAACUGUGUUGAAAAAUUGUUCUCAUGCAGAAAACCUCCCAAAUCUUGCUUUUGUUGGGUCUGCUGUAUUUUCCAGUACCUUGUACCAAUAUAGAGUUUAGUGGAUACCAGUGUUAGCUGUCAUUAUAAUUAAUUUUUUUUCCUUAUAAAUUGGAAAGUGCCGGUUUCCAUUUAGUGCUAUUGACAACCUUCAAUUUGUAAAUUUUCCUUUUCAUUUAUCCCCU
This is a messenger RNA of Morus notabilis, 1404 nucleotides long. Its product is annotated as U1 small nuclear ribonucleoprotein A. The transcript is spliced from 10 exons. The coding region runs from base 180 to 1160 and encodes 326 amino acids. Gene Ontology annotation, molecular function: mRNA binding. The record is from RefSeq and is a predicted model, not a curated record. Lineage: Eukaryota; Viridiplantae; Streptophyta; Magnoliopsida; Rosales; Moraceae.